AUGCCGUCGAUUUUUGUGCAGCACCAGCGCAUGCGAAUGCUGUACCGGCUUUUGCUGGUGCUGUCUGUGGGCAUGUUGCUUGCCGCGGUAGUUAGCGGCGAUUUUCGGCAAAUACUGCACAUGCUGCCUCUUUGUGGCUUGCUGAUGCUAUCAGCUUUGAGGAUGUCUGGCCAAACCGGCAUUGACUUCUACAACUCCCGUCAGAUGAGGUGGCACAUAGUGUCGACCUUGGCCAUUUGUGUGUGCAUGAGUUUGAGCUAUGUCGAUGAUCUGCGAUCUCGCAGUUGGGUUGGCUUUGCAGAGGUAGCUAUUUUGGCCCCUGAGUUGCUCACGAUGAGCAAAAGAGAACGAAGCCCUGCCAGAACAUUGCAAGAGUGCCUCUUCAAAGUGUGGCUGGGCACCGGUGUGAUCAUGUCCGUCAUGUCCCUGGUGAUCCCAGAACACAUGGCAGAUGUGCUGGAUGAAUGGGGUGCCAUCAGUCUGAUACUAGAAAAGAUAAUUUUAGGAGCGCUUGGUGAGCACCACACUUCAUGUACAGUGCUGCAAACAGGAGACUUGCGCCGCUUCCAUUCUGAGCCAUAA
Molecule: messenger RNA, 582 nt
Organism: Durusdinium trenchii
Lineage: Eukaryota; Dinophyceae; Suessiales; Symbiodiniaceae
Source: the annotation of a GenBank genome assembly